UUUUCCCUCCGCUGGUGGUGGGCGCCUCGCGGGCCGAGGCCCGGCGCCUGCUCUGCUACCCGCGCUGCCUUUAGCGGUUGCCUCCGCCGCCGCUGCCAGGGACGUGCUGGGAAAGCCGAAGCCCCGGGAGAAGAUGCCGGCCAUCCUGGUCGCCUCCAAAAUGAAGUCGGGACUGCCCAAACCCGUGCACAGCGCCGCGCCCAUCCUGCACGUGCCCCCAGCCCGGACCGGUCCCCAACCUUGCUACCUCAAGUUGGGAAGCAAGGUGGAGGUGAGCAAGACUGCCUACCCCAGCCAGAUCCCCCUGAAAUCCCAGGGGCUGCAGGAGCCGGCGGGGGAGGGGCUCCCGCUGCGGAAGAGCGGCUCGGUGGAAAACGGGUUCGAUACCCAGAUCUAUACGGACUGGGCCAAUCACUACUUAGCCAAAUCGGGCCACAAACGUCUCAUCAAGGACCUCCAGCAAGAUGUGACGGACGGCGUCCUCCUGGCUCAGAUCAUCCAGGUUGUGGCAAAUGAGAAGAUUGAAGACAUCAAUGGCUGUCCGAAGAACAGAUCGCAAAUGAUUGAAAACAUAGAUGCCUGCUUGAAUUUCCUGGCAGCAAAGGGAAUAAACAUCCAGGGGCUGUCUGCAGAAGAAAUCAGGAAUGGCAACCUCAAGGCCAUCCUAGGCCUCUUCUUCAGCCUCUCCCGAUACAAGCAGCAGCAGCAGCAGCCCCAAAAGCAGCAUCUCUCUGCGCCGCCACUGCCCGCCGUGGCCCAGGCGGCCGGGGCCCCCUCCCAGUGCCAGGCUGGCACCCCUCAGCAACAGGGGCCGGCCACCCCCCAAGCCCCGGGCCAGCCUCUCCAGCCGGCGACACAUCAGCAGUCAAAAGCGCAAGCCGAGAUGCAGUCCAGUGCAUCAUCCAAGGACUCAUCUCAAAGCAAAAUCAUCCGCUUCACUCUGGGUCAGAAAAAGAUUUCUAGACUUCCAGGUCCCACUGCGAGGGUAUCCGCUGCAGGCAGCGAAGCCAAAACACGUGGAGGGUCAGCCACUGCUAACAACCGACGCAGCCAGAGCUUUAACAACUAUGACAAGUCCAAACCGGUCACCUCCCCGCUUCCACCACCACCACCAAACAGCCAUGAGAAAGAGCCAUUGGCGAGCCCCGCCUCCACCCACCCCGGAAUGAGCGAAAAUGCACCUGCUUCUCUGGAGAGCGGCAGCAGUCCCAGCCCUGCUAACAGCAGCGCAUCCUCAGCCAUCCCACAGCCCGGCGCUGCCUCCAAGCCCUGGCGCAGUAAGUCGGUCAGCGUGAAGCACAGCGUCACGGCGUCCGUGCUCUCGGUCAAGCAGCCUGUGCCUGAGGCCCCCAGGCCCGCCCCCGAAGCCAUGAAGCCGGCCCCCAACAAUCAGAAGUCCAUGCUGGAAAAACUCAAGCUUUUCAAUAGCAAAGGGGCUUCCAAAGCAGGCGAGGGCCCCGGGUCGCGGGACACGAGCUGCGAGCGGCUGGAGAUUCUGCCCAGCUUUGAGGAGAGCGAGGAGAUGGAGGUCACCGCGCGCUCGCUGUCCACGGCAGGUCCCGCUUCCAACAGCCCCAAGAUUGCGCUCAAGGGCAUCGCCCAGAGGACUUUCAGCCGGGCGCUGACCAACAAGAAGAGCUCCCCGAAAGGCAAUGAGAAAGAAAAGGAGAAACAGCAGCGGGAGAAAGAGAAGGAGAAAAGCAAGGACCUCGCCAAGAGAGCCUCUGUGACAGAAAGGCCAGACCUCAAAGAGGGGCCGAAAGAAGACCCCAGUGGGACGGUGCUGACUGAGAUGCCAAAAAAGUCCUCCAAGAUCGCCAGCUUCAUCCCCAAAGGGGGAAAGCUCAACAGUGCCAAGAAGGAGGCUCCGGCCCCUUCCCACAGUGGAAUACCAAAACCAGGGAUGAAGAGCGUGCCCGGGAAAUCCCCAAGUGCCCCUGCCCCUUCCAAGGAGGUGGAGCGGAGCCGGGGUGGGAAGCCGAGCUCGGGGCUCCCCCAGCAGAAGCCCCAGCUAGACGGCAGACACUCCAGUUCCUCCUCCAGCCUGGCGUCCUCAGAAGGCAAAGGCCCUGGAGGGACCACCCUGAACCACAGCAUCAGCAGCCAGACUGUCAGCGGGUCCGUCGGGACCACCCAGACCACGGGAAGCAAUACCGUCAGUGUCCAACUACCUCAGCCCCAGCAGCAAUACAGCCACCCCAACACCGCCACCGUUGCGCCUUUCCUGUACAGGUCCCAGACAGACACCGAAGGGAAUGUUACUGCUGAAUCCAGCUCCGCGGGUGUGAGCAUGGAGCCCAGCCACUACACCAAGAGUGGACAGCCUGCUCUGCAAGAACUCACUGGGGAAGACCCCGAGGCCCGGCGACUGCGGACAGUGAAGAACAUCGCCGACCUGCGGCAGAAUUUGGAGGAGACCAUGUCUAGUUUACGGGGGACUCAGGUCACACACAGCACAUUGGAGACCACAUUUGACACCAACGUCACCACAGAGAUAAGCGGGCGCAGUAUCCUCAGCUUGACCAGCAGACCCACUCCCCUGUCCUGGAGACUUGGCCAGUCCAGCCCUCGGCUGCAAGCGGGAGACGCCCCCUCUAUGGGCAACGGGUACCCACCUCGAGCCAAUGCCAGCCGCUUCAUCAACACCGAGUCGGGCCGCUACGUGUACUCUGCCCCCCUGAGGAGGCAGCUGGCCUCCAGGGGAAGCAGCGUGUGCCACGUGGAUGUCUCAGACAAGGCAGGAGACGAGAUAGACCUGGAAGGCAUCAGCAUGGACGCCCCCGGCUACAUGAGUGACGGGGAUGUUCUGAGCAAGAACAUCCGGACGGAUGACAUCACGAGUGGGUACAUGACCGAUGGCGGACUUGGCCUCUACACUCGUCGCCUGAAUCGGCUGCCCGAUGGCAUGGCUGUGGUGCGGGAGACCCUGCAAAGAAAUACCUCCCUGGGCCUCGGCGAUGCUGACAGCUGGGAUGACAGCAGCUCCGUCAGCAGCGGGAUCAGUGACACCAUAGACAACCUCAGCACCGAUGACAUCAACACCAGCUCCUCCAUCAGUUCCUACGCCAACACACCUGCCUCUUCUCGAAAAAACCUGGAUGUGCAGACUGACGCUGAGAAGCAUUCCCAGGUGGAGAGGGGGUCCCUGUGGUCGGGCGAUGACGUCAAGAAGUCCGACGGAGGCUCAGACAGCGGCAUAAAGAUGGAACCCGGGUCCAAGUGGAGGCGGAAUCCCUCGGACGUGUCUGACGAAUCUGACAAAAGCACUUCGGGCAAGAAGAGUUCGGUCAUCUCGCAGAUGGGCUCGUGGCGCCGAGGCAUGACCGCGCAGGUGGGCAUCACCAUGCCGAGGACGAAGGCAGCUGCCCCAGCGGGCACACUCAAGACCCCCGGAACCGGAAAAACAGAUGAUGCAAAGGUGUCUGAGAAAGGAAGGCUGUCUCCCAAAGCUUCCCAGGUGAAGCGGUCCCCGUCAGACGCAGGCCGCAGCAGUGGCGACGAGUCCAAAAAGCCCCUCUCCAGCAGUUCCAGGACCCCCACUGCCAAUGCCAACAGUUUUGGAUUCAAGAAGCAGAGUGGUUCGGCCGCUGGGCUGGCCAUGAUCACAGCCAGUGGGGCUACGGUCACCAGCAGGUCAGCCACACUGGGCAAGAUCCCCAAGUCGUCUGCACUCGUCGGCCGGUCCACCGGCCGGAAGACGAGCAUGGACGGGCCUCAGAACCAGGAUGAUGGGUAUCUGGCUCUCAGCUCCCGGACCAACUUGCAAUACCGGAGUUUGCCAAGGCCCAGUAAGUCCACCAGCCGCAACGGGGCUGGGAACAGGUCUAGCACCAGCAGCAUCGAUUCCAACAUCAGCAGUAAGUCUGCGGGCCUGCCGGUGCCCAAGCUGAGGGAGCCUUCCAAAACGGCCCUGGGCAGCUCUCUGCCGGGCCUGGUCAACCAAACCGAUAAGGAGAAAGGCAUCUCAUCUGACAACGAGAGCGUGGCUUCCUGUAACUCGGUGAAAGUGAACCCAGCCACCCAGCCCGUGUCCAGUGCAGCGCAGGUGACCCUCCAGCCGGGAGCCAAGUACCCCGACGUGGCCUCUCCCACACUCCGCAGACUCUUUGGUGGGAAGCCUACCAAGCAAGUGCCCAUUGCCACAGCAGACACCAUGAAAAACUCAGUGGUGAUCUCCAAUCCUCAUGCCACCUCGGCCCAGCAAGGUAACUUAGAGUCCCCCUCGGGCAGUGGCGUCCUGAGCAGCGGAAGCAGCAGUCCUCUCUACAGCAAGAAUCUGGAUAUCAACCAGUCUCCUCUAGCCUCCAGCCCCAGCUCAGCCCACUCAGGCCCUUCCAAUAGCCUCACCUGGGGCACCAAUGCCAGCAGCUCGUCCGCGCUCAGCAAGGAUGGCCUGGGCUUCCAGUCUGUCAGCAGCCUUCACACCAGCUGCGAGUCCAUUGACAUCUCCCUCAGCAGCGGAGGGGGGCUGAGUCACAAUUCCUCCACGGGCCUCAUCACCUCCUCUAAGGACGACUCCCUGACUCCCUUCGUCAGAACCAACAGCGUGAAGACCACGCUGUCGGAGAGCCCUCUCUCUUCCCCUGCUGCUAGCCCUAAGUUCUGCAGAAGUACUCUGCCCAGGAAGCAGGACAGUGACCCGCACCUUGAUAGGAACACUUUGCCUAAAAAAGGACUCAGGUAUACUCCCACCUCCCAGCUUCGCACCCAAGAAGACGCAAAAGAAUGGUUACGGUCCCACUCUGCAGGAGGCCUGCAGGACCCCGCUGCCAAUUCCCCUUUCUCCUCUGGCUCCAGCGUCACAUCUCCCUCGGGAACGAGAUUCAACUUCUCCCAGCUUGCGAGUCCCACCACCGUUACCCAGAUGAGCUUGUCCAACCCAACCAUGCUGAGGACCCACAGCCUCUCCAAUGCCGAUGGGCAGUAUGACCCGUACACUGAUAGCAGAUUCCGGAAUAGCUCCGUGUCCCUGGACGAGAAGAGCAGAACCAUGAGCCGCUCGGGCUCCUUCCGGGAUGGAUUUGAAGAAGUACACGGAUCCUCGCUGUCCUUGGUUUCCAGCACAUCAUCAAUUUAUUCUACACCCGAAGAAAAGUGCCAGUCUGAGAUUCGCAAACUGCGGCGGGAGCUGGAUGCCUCGCAGGAGAAGGUUUCAGCUUUGACCACGCAGCUGACCGCAAAUGCCCAUCUGGUGGCAGCCUUUGAACAGAGUCUUGGGAACAUGACCAUCAGACUCCAGAGUCUGACCAUGACGGCUGAGCAAAAGGAUUCAGAACUGAAUGAGUUAAGGAAAACCAUCGAGCUGCUCAAGAAACAGAACGCAGCCGCCCAGGCUGCCAUUAAUGGGGUCAUCAACACGCCAGAGCUCAACUGCAAAGGAAACGGCACCUCGCAGUCGGCAGACCUCCGUAUCCGCAGACAACACUCCUCGGACAGUGUGUCCAGCAUCAACAGCGCCACCAGCCACUCCAGCGUGGGCAGCAACGUAGAGAGUGAUUCCAAGAAAAAGAAGAGAAAGAAUUGGGUCAAUGAGUUACGCAGCUCCUUCAAGCAAGCCUUUGGAAAGAAGAAGUCCCCCAAGUCCGCAUCCUCUCAUUCUGACAUCGAGGAGAUGACCGAUUCCUCAUUGCCUUCCUCACCCAAGUUACCGCACAACGGGUCCACGGGUUCCACGCCACUGCUGAGGGGCUCCCACUCCAACUCCCUCAUUUCAGAGUGCAUCGAUAGUGAAGCCGAGACGGUCAUGCAGCUCCGGAAUGAGCUGAGAGACAAGGAGAUGAAGCUGACCGACAUCCGCCUAGAAGCCCUCAGCUCCGCACACCAGCUGGACCAGCUCCGGGAGGCCAUGAACAGGAUGCAGAGUGAAAUAGAGAAGCUGAAAGCUGAGAACGACCGGCUGAAGUCCGAGUCUCAAGGCAGUGGCUGCAGCCGGGCACCUUCCCAGGUGUCCCUCUCGGCCUCCCCUAGGCAGUCCAUGGGCCUCUCCCAGCACAGCUUGAACCUCACGGAGUCAACCAGCCUGGACAUGUUGCUGGAUGACACUGGUGAAUGCUCGGCUCGGAAGGAAGGAGGCAGGCAUGUUAAGAUAGUUGUCAGCUUUCAGGAGGAAAUGAAGUGGAAGGAGGAUUCCAGACCACACCUCUUUCUUAUUGGCUGCAUUGGAGUUAGUGGCAAGACGAAGUGGGAUGUGCUCGAUGGGGUGGUUAGACGACUGUUCAAAGAAUACAUCAUCCACGUCGACCCCGUGAGUCAGCUGGGGCUGAAUUCAGACAGUGUUCUGGGCUACAGCAUUGGGGAAAUCAAGCGCAGCAAUACCUCGGAGACCCCCGAGCUGCUUCCCUGUGGCUAUCUGGUCGGCGAGAACACGACCAUCUCUGUGACCGUCAAAGGGCUCGCAGAGAACAGCCUGGACGCGCUGGUGUUCGAGUCCCUGAUCCCCAAGCCCAUCCUGCAGCGCUACGUGUCCCUGCUGGUGGAGCACCGGCGCAUCAUCCUCUCCGGCCCCAGCGGCACUGGGAAGACCUACCUGGCCAACCGGCUGUCCGAGUACCUCGUGCUGCGGGAGGGCCGGGAGCUGACUGACGGCGUCAUCGCCGCCUUCAACGUGGACCACAAGUCCAGCAAGGAAUUGCGCCAGUACCUGUCCAACCUUGCCGACCAGUGCAGCAGCGAGAACAAUGCUGUGGACAUGCCCCUCGUUAUCAUCCUGGACAACCUGCACCACGUCAGCUCCCUGGGCGAGAUCUUCAAUGGGCUGCUCAACUGCAAGGACCAGAAAUGCCCUUACAUAAUUGGCACCAUGAACCAGGCUACCUCUUCUACUCCCAAUCUGCAGCUUCAUCACAACUUCAGGUGGGUGCUUUGUGCCAACCACACGGAGCCAGUGAAGGGCUUCCUAGGCCGGUUCCUGAGGCGGAAGCUCAUGGAAACAGAGAUCAGUGGGCGAGUGCGGAAUGUGGAGCUGGUAAAAAUCAUCGACUGGAUUCCCAAGGUCUGGCAUCACCUCAACCGCUUCCUGGAGGCUCACAGCUCCUCAGACGUCACCAUAGGCCCGCGGCUCUUCCUGUCGUGCCCCAUCGACGUGGAUGGCUCCAGGGUGUGGUUCACCGACUUGUGGAACUACUCGAUUAUCCCUUAUCUCCUGGAAGCCGUCCGAGAAGGACUCCAGCUCUAUGGAAGGCGGGCCCCUUGGGAGGACCCCGCCAAGUGGGUGAUGGACACCUACCCCUGGGCAGCCAGCCCACAGCAGCACGAGUGGCCUCCCCUGCUGCAGCUCCGGCCUGAGGAUGUCGGCUUCGACGGCUACUCCAUGCCUCGGGAAGGGUCUGCGAGCAAGCAGUUGCCCCCCAGCGAUGCUGAAGGAGACCCACUGAUGAACAUGCUGAUGAGGCUACAGGAGGCGGCCAACUACUCCAGCCCCCAGAGCUACGACAGCGACUCUAACAGCAACAGCCAUCAGGAUGACAUCCUGGACUCGUCCCUAGAGUCUACUCUGUGACAGGGGCCAGCCAUGGAGCCUGCCUGCCUCUCCCUUCCGUGCCCCGCUCCAUGCGCGUCCCCUGCACCCCCUGAAGAUGCCCUCCUGAGCCAGCCCCCCGGCCGCAGAGUGAGAGCGCAGGGAUACCCAGACCCCUCGUCCUCCAGCCUCGACUUGGGUGCGGGCCUCCCGGGCCAGCCGCCUUGGCACCGUUCCCUUCCACAGCGAGACCUGCACUAUCUCAUCGUUUAUUUUCAUUAUCGUUUGCCUUGUUGCCGUGACCUCCCUAAGACACUGAAGUUACUUCUCGGGAAAGGAUCAUCACCGUUGAAAUGGAAAGGUUUAUAAAGAAAACACACACACAGAAACCAAGAACCCACUUGGAAGCUCUGAAACCCAACAGCAUCGUGCUGCGAGCUGCGCAGAGUAGAGAGACUGGAGCCAAGCUGGAAAUGCGGGCAACACAGCUGCCCCUCCACACCGACCCCCUGGCUGGGUCUUGCCGUGGGCGCCUGCCUCUGCCUCCCCGCCUUCCCCGCGGCUGGCCAUGGAGAGAGCUGGUGCUAAGGGCGCGG
Molecule: messenger RNA, 8052 nt
Organism: Lontra canadensis (Northern American river otter)
Lineage: Eukaryota; Metazoa; Chordata; Mammalia; Carnivora; Mustelidae
Gene: NAV2
Product: neuron navigator 2
Exons: 40
Coding region: 134-7498 (2454 amino acids)
Biological process (GO): nervous system development; neurogenesis
Molecular function (GO): ATP binding; ATP hydrolysis activity; protein binding
Source: RefSeq, a predicted model, not a curated record